GUCCGGAAGUUCCGUGCGAGGUUUUGCUGUGCCUCCACCGGCUGGGCGAUAAAGCGAGGCCGGUGCGGGCAAAGGAAGGAGCCAUCCAAGGGCAGCAGCAGCAUGUCCCAAAACCACAAGGACCUACUUGGUCUGGGUCGCCUUGAAUACCUACAGGCCCUAGUCACUGAAUUCCAGGUGACUGAGAGCUCAGAAGCCAAGGAGCAGGUGUUGGCCAAUCUAGCUAAUUUUGCUUAUGAUCCUAAGAAUUAUGAAUAUCUCCGGCAGCUGAAAGUAUUGGACCUGUUCCUAGAUAUGCUCAGUGAGGACAAUGAAACGCUUGUGGAAUUUGCACUUGGUGGCCUUUGUAACCUCUGCCUGGACAAAAUCAACAAAGACUAUAUCUUGGAGGCAGAUGGUGUCGCAGCCGUUGUCGGUUCCCUCUCCAGCUCCAAUGAAGAGACUGUGAUGUCCGCAGUCACUACUUUAAUGUACUUGACCACCCCCCAGUCUCGCCAACAGAUCACAGCUCUUCCCGUAGUGGAAUGCAUGCUGCGCUUCUCCCUCUCAGCCAACCGGAGGCUACGAAACCUGGCAACCAUCUUCCUUGAAGAUUACUGCACCCCUCAUCAGGUAGAGGCGGCCAAGGCCCUGACCGAACACACCGCCCUAGGGAUCCCCCUGCCAAAGGACUGAUGUGGCACGGAGGGCAGCUGGAAAGCUUUUCUUGGAAGAAGCAGCAGCCCUUGUGUUGGAAAAAGCCAGCCCUCGGGUGAGGAAAAUCAUCCCCAGAAUCUCACUUUAAAAAGAGACUCUUCAGGAACUGUUAAGCACCACGAGGCAUGCAUCCGAUGCUGUCAUUUUUAGGGGCUCCUGAAAUAUUUUGGCAUCUAGUCACAUUACACCAUGCUUUGGUGGGAGGCUAGAUUACGCCGAGGUGUCCUGCUGCCUAGCUCUCUUGGGUAAGCCAGCCUUCCAUCUGCUGGGUGGGCUUCUCACUGGCACAAGACAGCAGGAAGCCCCAAAACAGGGCAUUGCAAAGGCAAGGAGGGGCAAAGUUGAGCCAGUCCAGGAUCUGCUGGAUCCUAAGCUGGUCUUAGUACCAAGAUGCAGUGCAUUCAAGGUGAAUCUGGGCCCACUUCCUACACUGACCUGGAGAUGGUGCAGCGAUCUGGCCCAGUUCAAGCCUUACUGUUCUCGCCCCCCCCCCCCCCCGCUUUGCAGCCAAAGUGAGCUGCAAUUUUACUGAUGCAGUAUGGGCUCUAUUGCUUGGCCAAGCCCUGCCAGCAGGGUUGGGAGUUUAGAUUGCCCCUUAAGCUUGUCUUUCAUUCUACUGUAAUGAAAGUCAGUCAUUCUAUUGGAAUGAGCGUGGGAUUCCUUGCCAAUAGAAGUUCAGCAGGAAUCAGGAGAUGUACCACAAUUAUGCUUAGUUGUCUUGUUCCGUUUUGUUAUACAUCUUUAAAAAUCCCAAUGCAUUUUUACUUUCUUCCUUUUUUAUUUUUUACACUUCCUUUCUUUUUUAAGGAAGCUUGGCAGAGUUCCAUUACUGCUUUCUUUCGAUUGCCUUUGCGAACUCUGCAUUGUUCAGACAUGCUUUUGGAGUGUGAAUUUUUUUAACCAACCAGAUUUGAUUGAUGGCUUUACUGUUGUGGUGGUAUUUUGUACCGCCUUGUUAUACUUUCUGUGAAAGCGUGGUUUAUAAAUAUUUGAAUAAAGAACAGAGAUAAAA
Podarcis raffonei (Aeolian wall lizard) is the source of this 1708-nucleotide messenger RNA. It is a transcript of the gene ARMC7, whose product is annotated as armadillo repeat containing 7. The transcript is spliced from 4 exons. Gene Ontology annotation, molecular function: protein binding. Bases 103 to 675 code for a protein of 190 amino acids. The record is from RefSeq and is a predicted model, not a curated record. Lineage: Eukaryota; Metazoa; Chordata; Lepidosauria; Squamata; Lacertidae.